CUUGAACUUAACACUGUGAGGUGUUACAAGGCUGCACAAUAGUUCACGAUUGCAGCAAAUAGACGUUUGUAUAAGAAAAAACGACAGAUGCUUUGAUCAUUAAUUUAAUUAUUGAUUGUAGCUUUGUUAUAUGGCGAAAUUUCUAUUGGCUAACCUGUUUACUAUAUACAAACUUACUAGCAGUGUUUUGUUCUGUCUAGACACGUUCCAGACGAGGAUGAGAUUUUGUUGAAAUAACCGAUCUUUUUAUUGUUUAUGCCGCGGGGAUUUCGCGGUUUUCUUCCUACUUUUUUUCGUGUCGUAGUUGUAGACGACGAUUAGUUUUAUAAGUUGAGCGAAUGAGAUAUGUUAGUUCACUGAAUCUGUUAAUUGUUGUCGCUUGAACUGUCAACACCAGAAAAAUGCCAAAUGUAACUUUUGUGACUGUACUCAUCGGGGUCACCGUAGCUACGGUUCUCUAUUUUAUAUUUGGAACUAAUAAGCAGAGAACUCAGCAACAAUAUUAUCAGUACCCAGCAGAACGCUACUCAGAUGAUAAUAGACCAGACAACACGUCUAAAGAAUGUUCAAUAUGUUUAGUUCCAUUGAAACGUAAAGAUUUGUAUAUCUUACCUUGUGAACAUGAGUUUCACAAAGUGUGCAUCGAAGAGUGGAAAAAUCAAUCUCCUGGGCAUCGAGCGUUGUGUCCACUGUGCAGAUCACCAUUUACAUAACUUGUAAUGUACUUUCAAAUGAAUAUACAAAUUUAAUUUAAAACCAUGCUAUUUGAAACUUAAGCAAUCAAUAAAAAAACGAAAUAUUUUUAAUUUAGCUUUCGAUUUUAAAACUUGCGCAUAUGAGCAUUCUGUUAAAUGCAUCUUCCCUUUUGUGAGUAAUAUAGAACAGUGUUUAUAAAAUCAUGUCAUAAAUAAAAAUGUAAGAAGAUUUUUACAGAAAGUUUAUAAUAUUUCUCACAAAAUGCAAAAUUUAUGACUUUGUGAAAAGAUAUAUUAUUAGUUUUCAUUAUAUGAGAAAUUAUAAAUGAUCAAACUUUGAAGCUUUUUUUAUAUGUAGUAAUUAAUAUUUUAAAUGGUGAUAUACUGUUUAAAUUUGAUAUGACAUCAGUAUAUAAAAUUUUUAAUAAUUUAAUAGUAGUUACAUUUGAUACUUUUAAUUACAAGUGUGCAAAUAUCGGAAAGAGUACAAAUUUAGAUUGGGUCUAGAAUUCUUGGUAUUGGGUUGAAAUUCUGAAAGCUUGUAUAAAUAUAAUUUUACACACACACAAUUAUAUAUAAUUAUAUAAAUAUGUUUGAAUAUAUAUGAAUACUCAUAUAUUACAAUUUGAGAAUAUAUGAAUACUCAUAUUACAAUUUUCAGAAUUUUAAUCCAAUUUUACUUAAUCUGGUCGAAUAUUAGACUUGAACUAAGACUCAGGCACCAUUUUUAAUAUUAUAUGUGCAGCUACUCUAUUUUGUAAUUUAUCACUCUCUAUACUACUGCAAACAAUAUUAUACACUCUUUAAUUAAUUAAAAUUGUUAUGUUCAACGUUGCAAUUGAAAGCAAUUAGUGAAAUGAGUUUCAGUUCCUAUAUUUAUUUUUUGUCAUAAAUUAUAAGUUUGAAAAAUAAUGAUGGAUUCUUUUAUCAUAUUGUGAAUUUUUUUAAUAAUACAUAAUAUAAAAUUAUUGUUUUACUCUUAUAAAUUUGAUAUCAGAAUGUAUUAUUUCUCAUUCAACUAAAACAAUAAACAUUUUGAAAUAAAAAGCUUUUAAAUCAUGAUUAUAUUUAAUGAAUCAAUAAUUUUCAUGUUGUUUAAUCAACUUAAUAUAUAGAUGAAAUUGUGUAACAAAUUUUGUAGAAUGCGAUAUUGUUGUUAAGUUAUAUAUAACGAAUAAUUGUUUAUAAAGCAUGUUGCGAAAAAUAUGAAGUGUAAAAUACCAUUUCUGUGUGUGAGAAAUGAAUAAAGUAAAUCUAAUUUUUAAAUAAAUAUUAUGAAACAUUGAUUCUCA
Messenger RNA from Frieseomelitta varia, 1987 nucleotides. RefSeq names its product RING finger protein 122-like. The record is from RefSeq and is a predicted model, not a curated record. The coding region runs from base 402 to 713 and encodes 103 amino acids. NCBI's taxonomy places the organism in Eukaryota, Metazoa, Arthropoda, Insecta, Hymenoptera, Apidae. The transcript has 4 exons.